This is a messenger RNA of Rattus rattus (black rat), 1315 nucleotides long. RefSeq names its product protein kinase X-linked (gene Prkx). Lineage: Eukaryota; Metazoa; Chordata; Mammalia; Rodentia; Muridae. Gene Ontology annotation, molecular function: protein kinase activity; ATP binding. The record is from RefSeq and is a predicted model, not a curated record. Bases 416 to 1234 code for a protein of 272 amino acids. The transcript is spliced from 5 exons. Gene Ontology annotation, biological process: protein phosphorylation.
CCAUCGCUUUUACUUCCGUGCAGGUACCUCCCUUGGGCCCCGCGGGUAACAAUAGACAGGGUAGGGCCAACGUCCCGGCUCCUCCCCAGUCAGGUACUCAGAGGGCGGAGCGCGGCGAAGGCUCCUCCCCACUCGCGUCAUCCAGACACUCCACUCCCCGGCCAGCACGAGCUGGUCCCCGCCCAACCGGCUUCCGCCGGGAAUGAAGAGCGUUGCGUUUGGCUCCGGUCCCGCGGACCCCACGCGCGUCCGUGGAGCCCUCGGGCGACUUCCGAGAGCCCCUCCCAUCGUUCUGAGCCCCGCUGAGUUCGCUUCCAUUGUCCUCUCGGCCGCGGGCUCCGGAACGCGCGAGUGAGCCCUCUGCUGAUGCCCAGGCUGCCGUUGUGUCGCUGUCACACCGUGCGUUCCCCGCCCCAUGGAGCCACCCGCUUGUGCCGAGGCGGCCGUAAAAGAUCCUGCAGCCAGAGACCAUGACCCCGUGGACGCAAAGAUCUCAGCGCCCGCCGCGGAUCCCCUACCCAGGACGUCGUCACAGAAAGAGGGGCAUUCGUUACAAGAUUGGGACACCAUAGCCACCGUGGGCACUGGAACCUUUGGCCGAGUAAACCUGGUGAAGGAGAAGACAGGCAGGCGAUACUGUGCCUUGAAGAUUAUGAGCAUCCCAGAUGUCAUCCGCCUGAAGCAGGAACAACAUGUGCAGAAUGAGAAAGCAGUCCUAAAGGAAAUAAACCACCCCUUCCUCAUUAAACUGCUUUGGACAGACCAUGACAACCGCUUCCUGUACAUGCUGAUGGAGUUCGUGCCUGGUGGUGAGCUGUUCACCUACCUGCGUAAUCGUGGCCGCUUUUCCUCAGUUGCUGCAAUCUUCUAUGCCACAGAGAUUGUGUGUGCCAUAGAAUACCUGCACUCCAAGGAAAUCGUAUACAGGGACCUGAAGCCUGAAAACAUCCUUCUGGACAGGGAAGGACAUAUCAAACUCACUGACUUCGGCUUCGCCAAGAAACUGGUGGAUAGGACAUGGACUCUCUGUGGGACACCGGAAUACCUUGCCCCAGAAGUUAUCCAGAGCAAAGGUCAUGGAAGGGCUGUGGACUGGUGGGCAUUGGGCAUCCUUAUAUUCGAGAUGCUGUCUGGGUUUCCCCCAUUUUUCGAUGACAACCCGUUUGGGAUUUACCAGAAAAUCCUUGCAUGCAAAAUAGAUUUCCCCAGACAAUUGGAUUUCACCUCUAAGUAAGUGCACUCCCAGUUUCCUGCCCUGUUCCCAUGUCUAUUUUCAAAGUUUUGUGAAAUCACACUGAAAGCACACACUCCUGGC